CGUGGACCGUGGUUAACAGUUUGCGACAGUGUUUUGUUUGUGUGAGACGUCAUAAUGCCAGUACUGCAUCACGCGUUUGAAAAUGCCGGUAAAUCUGCGGGUUUGGAGAUUUGGAGAGUAGAGGACUUCGAACCCGUUGCCGUUCCGAAGCAUCAGUAUGGAAACUUCUAUUCGGGGGAUUCCUACAUUGUUCUAAAGACCACUGGUUCAUCAAAUCUAUCUUGGGACGUUCACUUCUGGCUGGGAUCCAAAACAAGCCAAGAUGAAGCCGGUGCGGCAGCUAUUUUAACAGUCAACCUGGAUGAUGAGCGGUUCCAAGGUCUGGCGAUACAGCACAGGGAGACGCAAGGCCACGAAUCCAGGCAGUUCUUGGGAUAUUUUGAACCAGCAAUUCGGUAUUUGGAAGGCGGUCACGCGUCAGGCUUCAACCAUGUCAGCGUAAACGCAGGCGCAGAGAAGCGAUUGUUCCAGAUCAAGGGAAAGAGGAAUGUGAGAGUAAGACAGGUGGAAGCAUCAGUUACAUCAAUGAACAAAGGCGACUGUUUUAUUCUGGAUGUGGAUCAGGAUAUACUCCUGUACGUCGGAGACCAAGCCAAGAGUGUGGAGAGGCUGAAGGCCAUCUCCGUGGCCAACCAGAUCAGGGACCAGGAUCAUAGUGGACGGGGAAAUAUCGAGAUUAUUGAUCCAUACUCAAGCGAAGGUGAUGUGAAUAAAUUCUUCUCAGCACUCGGUUCUGGUGAUCAAGAUUCUGUUCCUGAUGCUGAAGAUGGUGGCGAUGAUGAGGACUUCGAACGCGGUGUCACUAAGGAGGUUAUCCUAAAUGAAAUAUCUGACAGUACGGGUUCCAUUCAGAUUAAGAAAUUGUCUCCUCCUUACACGCAAGAUUUGCUUAGUACCAAGGAGUGUUACAUUUUGGAUACUGGCAGUAGUAUUUACGUCUGGAGAGGAAAGGAAUCUAAUGGACAGGAGAAAUCUGAAGCUAUGAAGAAAGCCGAACAGUACUUGCAGGUUAACAAUUAUCCGUCUUGGGUACACAUUUCCAAGGUGGUUGAGGGAAUAGAGCCUACGGCAUUUAAGCAAUACUUUGAAGACUGGAAUUAACUUAGGAAUACAACUAAUAUAGAAUUACACUAAAAUUACACUUUUUUUCCUUUUAAAAACGACAUAUGUACGUAUUUUACUAUAUAUUGUCUACGUUUUAUAACUAAAAAAAUUUUUUAACUAAAUUUUUUCGACUACAAAUAUUAAGUGGUGCUUACAAAUACUAUUUGAUUUAUCGUUAAAAGUAAUAUUAAGUUAGUGUUUAGUUAAAAAGUUACGCCUUUUUAAACUAAUUGUGAAUAAUACAUUGUUGCGCACAAUAAAACUUUGAAAGCUUGAGUUUUA
Messenger RNA from Pieris rapae (cabbage white), 1386 nucleotides. Its product is annotated as gelsolin. The coding region runs from base 55 to 1101 and encodes 348 amino acids. Gene Ontology annotation, molecular function: actin filament binding; phosphatidylinositol-4,5-bisphosphate binding. Gene Ontology annotation, biological process: actin filament severing; actin polymerization or depolymerization; barbed-end actin filament capping. Gene Ontology annotation, cellular component: actin cytoskeleton; cytoplasm. Lineage: Eukaryota; Metazoa; Arthropoda; Insecta; Lepidoptera; Pieridae. The record is from RefSeq and is a predicted model, not a curated record. The transcript has 11 exons.